AUGGGCGGUUAUUUUGCUUGGCCGGGUAAGAACAGCUCUAUAAAAAUAGAAAGGAUCUGCAGCUUGAGCUGUAAAGAAUAUUGUAAUAAUGAAAAAAACAUGCCUUAUUCAUUUAAUGACCUUUUGCAGAAUCUGAAGAAUGCAAACAAGGAUGAUUCCAACAUUGCCAUUACUAAACCAGCUCUACUGAAAUCUCUCGACGCUCUUGCCCUGAAUAAUGAGAUCUUGUCUAAGCCAUUUGGUAAAGUGACAAUCUAUUGUUGUGUCGAGCAGAAACCAUGCCAAGAAACCUCAGAAAAUGUGACAUGGGAUGCUGUAAAUGAGUUGAAAAUGGAAUUAGUCAACUUAGACAAAGAUUUGAAUGAUUGGCAGAAGCAAAUGACUGCUUUACACAAAUAUCCAGAUAAUUUAACCUUACUCAAAGAAAUUUUUCUUUUAGAACAAGAACUACUAGAACUUCAAUCCAUGACAAAGCAACUGAAUAAUAGUACAAACUUCUGUAGUCAACAAGAAGUUAAAUGUUUCAUGGAAAUGGAAAAACAAAUCGAAUCUGAAUUGGUUAAAAGAAAAAAACUUUUGAAACAGAUUGUUUUAGUAUUGAAAGAUGCUGUAAAUCCGUCCAAUAUGAAUGAAUUUCUAGUAUGUAUAUACGACACGAUACUUCUGUCUCAUAUGACUUUCUACUAA
This is a messenger RNA of Henningerozyma blattae CBS 6284, 687 nucleotides long. RefSeq names its product Hop2p (gene HOP2). Gene Ontology annotation, cellular component: DNA recombinase auxiliary factor complex; condensed nuclear chromosome. The record is from RefSeq and is a predicted model, not a curated record. Gene Ontology annotation, molecular function: recombinase activator activity; double-stranded DNA binding. The transcript is spliced from 2 exons. Lineage: Eukaryota; Fungi; Ascomycota; Saccharomycetes; Saccharomycetales; Saccharomycetaceae. Bases 1 to 687 code for a protein of 228 amino acids. Gene Ontology annotation, biological process: meiotic joint molecule formation; meiotic strand invasion involved in reciprocal meiotic recombination; homologous chromosome pairing at meiosis.